CUUGAAAUUACCGUGGCCGCUGGACGGGGGAAGGGAAGCUGAGAUUGGAGGGAGAAACAGUCAGAAACUGAGUUUUCAGAUAUUGUGUACAUAUGACAGCCUCUCCUCGGGACUCUGACCAUACAAGAACUCUUUCCAUGACCCACAUCUCACUGGACACCUUCACUUCUUACUUUGGACGUGAGCUGCUGUUUCACGUGAGGCUGAAGACAUAACACAGCUUUGAUUCAAGUGAAUUAAACUGCAACUGUACUGGUAACCUCUAGAUGCAAACUGGAUUUGUGCUGAGUGCCAAAGUAAUGAAGUGUCUCGGACAGGGAGAGCCCAGCCCUGAACAGCAAUGUCAUUAUCCAGCAUCUGUGUACGUCUGAUGGGGCUGAGGAGUGGACCCACCGGACAAGCAGAUCUGCGGAGAAGAGGAAGGAGGCAGGUUUCCAGGAAACUUGUGCAUUGAUGGAUAGCCAUUUCCUUGUGUCAGCUCUUGUAGACCGAUACCUGCACAUUCCUGUCAGUUUACACCCUCAAGGUUGGACUUUAUAGUAGCUAAUAAAACCAAGCUGCCAUCACAACCACACAAUCAUUGCUACAACACAGAAAAGGAGAAUAAUAUGAUGGGCACAUAAUGGAUUUCUUCUGCAAGUGAUAGUUUUGGUAAAUCACACUUGUGACUGUGGACAUUGAGUUCUCUAUGUAUAUGAGGAAAAGAGGAGAAAAGCAUAGAUAUUUGCAGUCACUACUAAUGUGCACUACAGAAACCAUGGUGGUCCUUGCAUCGGCUCCUCAGCCCAUCUCAGUCCAUGACUACAGAAGCCUUUAGAGGCUAGGAUCAGGAACCGCUCGCCAGCUAACACAUAUUACUCAUAUGCAAUGGAAGAAGACAUUGAUGUCACAUCCCACACUGAGGGCCUGAAUGGUUUGUCCCGUGAAUUUAAACCAUUAGAGGAUAUCACCAAUGGACACUCCAACCAUAAGCCUGUCAUGAACGGACUGAUUAUUAGUCAUAAUGUCAAAGACCACACCAACGGCAAUGCACCACUCAGAUCCCUGCCGAUUUCAGCACUGAAGCAGAAUGGUCUUCUGCAGACCUUGGCAGGAGGGGACCAGCCUAAGCCUGCAGAGGAAAAUGUGGAGUUGGAAAAGGCCAGAGAAGAGUGGGAGGCACUGGAGAACAUCCAACCAGCUAUCACUGAGGACUCAAACCCUACUCCGCUCAUCUCCUUCAAUGAAGCCCUGCAGUACUUCCAGACCACAGACCUCGGGGACUUGUUGAAGAACAUCCAGCCAACCCUACGCAGGACAGGUCUUGCCGCGAUCACACAUUUCCUCUUCGGCCCUCCACGGCUGCACAGGGAACUCCUGGAGGAGAGGGAUCUGGUCUUUGCCAUCGCACAGUGCCAUGUGGACAACAGCCAAACAGUCCACAUGCGUGUCCUCCAGACCAUUUAUAAGAGGCUGAUUGGCAGCAGGCUGGACUGUCCUCGCUUUGGGGCGCACUGGGAAAACAUCGGCUUUCAGGGUACAGACCCAGCCACUGACCUACGUGGCACUGGUUUCCUAGGACUGAUGCAUACGCUGUACUUUGUGAUGGACCCAGAGACUCUACCGUUGGCUAGAGACAUCUACAAGUUAUCACAACACCCUGAACAGAACUUUCCAUUCAGUGUGAUGUCAAUCAACAUGACCCGCAUCGCUCUGCAAGUACUCAGAGAGGAGGCCUUGUCCAAGGAGUGCAAUCGUCGGCAGCAAGUGGUUGGUGUGCUGAAUGAGUUCUACGUCGCCACGUAUUUGCACCUGUACCAACUGUGGAAGACCCAACAGAAGACCAUCGUUGACUCUGGCUUUGUACUAAAAGAAGUGGAGCUGUUUGCCAAAAAGAACCCCAAGCAGAUGCUGCGCCGACUAGAGGUCUUCCUGAAAGAGAGGCGGGCAGGUGGAAUCCCCCGUGGGACAUCGCCAGACCCUCAGGCCCAACAGCCCUCUCCUUGCCUGGGGGCCAGAGCCGGUUCGGGACAGGGAAGCAAGGGAAAGGAGAUGCACUUCACAGGAGUGUGUGAACUUCCGCCAGACAUGGAGGGAGAGGCCAGACUCAUCUAAGCUAGACUCUGUGUGUGUGAGUGAGUGAGUGAGUGAGUG
Anoplopoma fimbria (sablefish) is the source of this 2133-nucleotide messenger RNA. RefSeq names its product ELMO/CED-12 domain containing 3 (gene elmod3). The transcript has 13 exons. The record is from RefSeq and is a predicted model, not a curated record. Lineage: Eukaryota; Metazoa; Chordata; Actinopteri; Perciformes; Anoplopomatidae. Bases 868 to 2094 code for a protein of 408 amino acids.